Messenger RNA from Drosophila busckii, 1612 nucleotides. Its product is annotated as CWF19-like protein 1 homolog. The coding region runs from base 13 to 1584 and encodes 523 amino acids. The record is from RefSeq and is a predicted model, not a curated record. Gene Ontology annotation, biological process: mRNA splicing, via spliceosome. The transcript is spliced from 8 exons. Gene Ontology annotation, cellular component: post-mRNA release spliceosomal complex. Gene Ontology annotation, molecular function: RNA lariat debranching enzyme activator activity. Lineage: Eukaryota; Metazoa; Arthropoda; Insecta; Diptera; Drosophilidae.
ACUGUACAGAAAAUGGACGCAAAUGCAAAAAUUUUAGUUGUGGGAGAUGUGCGUGGCAGAUUCAAACAGCUGUUCAACCGUGUGGAAGCUGUCAACAAAAAAGCAGGCCCGUUUGAGAUUUGUUGUUGUGUCGGCGACUUUUUUGGCGCGGAUGAGCAAAAUGAGGAGCUGAUUGCCUACAAAAAUGGCUUCAAGCACAUAACCGUGCCCACAUAUAUACUGGGCCCCAACAAGAAGGCGGAUAAUAAACACUUUGAAGACUUGGAUGACGGAGAAAUAUGCACAAACCUAACAUAUUUGGGCAAACGUGGUGUCUAUACGCUCAGCAGUGGUGUAAAGAUUGCUUACCUUAGUGGCGUGGAAGCUGCUGGAGAUAACGCCGGUGAGCAUGAGUUUACCAAAGCGGAUGUGCAGGCUGUGCGCAAUUCUUGCCUCGUUUCUAAGAGCUGUGCCACUGAUUACCGUGGCGUUGACGUGCUGCUUACCUCCCAGUGGCCCUAUGGACUGCAGGAAAAGGAGAACGCAAAGGCUUCCAAGCUAAUAUCCUAUUUGUGCCGUGAGAUUAAGCCACGUUAUCACUUCUGUGCCAUUAAUGGCACCGCCUACGAGUGUCCGCCUUUUAGAAUACCUAAAGAUCUGACUACACAGUUUGAGCUUUGCACGCGCUUCAUUUCUCUGGCGGAUGUUGGCAAUGCCACAAAAUCCAAGUACAUAUAUGCGCUCAGUUUGAAGCCCGUCGACAAGGCGCGUCUGCUGGAUCUAGUACAGAAGACUACUGAUGAAAUCGAUUGUCCGUUUAUUGGGUUAGACUUUGAGGGUGCCAUACGCAAAAAUGAAACGUCGGAAAACCAACAAUUUUUUUAUGACAUGGACUCUGGCAAUAAUCGCAAACGACGUGGCGAAGGGGGCAAUCGCGAGAAGCGUCCAAGAAUAAUGCAUAUAGAGCAAGAUAACUGUUGGUUCUGCUUGUCUUCGGACCAAGUGGAAAAGCAUCUCAUUAUCACAAUAGGCGAGCGUUUUUAUUUAGCACUAGCUAAGGGACCCAUUAAUAGUCAUCAUAUACUUAUAUUAUCUACUAAGCACGUACCCUGCGCCGCUCAAUUAAGCAACGAGGAAUGGGAAGAGCUAGAUAAAUUUAAAAAUGCGCUGCGCAAAUACUUUAAAAGCCUGGGACAAGUUGUUUGUUUCACAGAGCGGCACUACAUGACAUCUCAUUUAGUGAUAGAUGUGCUAUCCCUUGAGGACGGCUAUGCUUGGAAAAUAAAGCACAGUUUCGAGGACAAAGCUGAGGAAUUUAAUUUUGAACUUGAAACAUUGCCGCCCCUAACUUCACAAUCAAUGUUGCCUGAGCGGGGACCCUACUUUCUAGCAGAGCUACCUGAUGAUAGCACGCUGCUAACGCGACAAAUGAAACACUUUCCAAUGCACUUUGCCAGAGAUGUCUUCUGUGCUGAGAAUUUGUUAAAUUGUGAUGAGAAAGUCAACUGGAAGGAGUGUUUGCUGGAGAAAGAAGAAGAAAUUCAAUACGUGCAAGAUUUUCGUAAAGGCUUUGCUCCAUUUGACUUUACGGACGAUGAUGAUUGAUUGAUUGAAACAAUUAAAGUUAAGCCAC